Messenger RNA from Cynocephalus volans (Philippine flying lemur), 5020 nucleotides. It is a transcript of the gene FOXJ3, whose product is annotated as forkhead box J3. The transcript is spliced from 13 exons. The record is from RefSeq and is a predicted model, not a curated record. NCBI's taxonomy places the organism in Eukaryota, Metazoa, Chordata, Mammalia, Dermoptera, Cynocephalidae. Gene Ontology annotation, cellular component: nucleus. The coding region runs from base 180 to 2048 and encodes 622 amino acids. Gene Ontology annotation, biological process: regulation of transcription by RNA polymerase II. Gene Ontology annotation, molecular function: DNA-binding transcription factor activity, RNA polymerase II-specific; RNA polymerase II cis-regulatory region sequence-specific DNA binding.
GGAUGUUGGCUGCUCCCGCUGCCGCCGCUGCCGCCGCUGCUGUCGGCGCUGCUCGGGGCCUUGGCGGCUGGAACCGGGCGCCUUUGGGACCUUUCCCGGGGGGCGGGAACGCACUCAGCGGCCGGGGGCUCGGCCGGGCCGUCCCGGCCUGCGCAGCCUGAGAUUCUCUUUGUGGCCAGAUGGGUUUGUAUGGACAGGCUUGUCCAUCUGUAACUUCGUUUAGGAUGACAUCUGAACUGGAGAGCAGCCUAACAUCUAUGGACUGGUUACCACAGCUCACCAUGAGAGCAGCCAUCCAAAAAUCUGAUGCUACACAAAAUGCACAUGGAACAGGAAUUUCUAAGAAGAAUGCACUCCUUGACCCCAAUACAACUCUGGACCAGGAAGAAGUUCAACAGCACAAAGACGGGAAACCACCUUACAGUUACGCCAGCCUCAUUACAUUUGCAAUUAAUAGCUCACCCAAAAAGAAAAUGACUUUAAGUGAGAUUUACCAGUGGAUUUGUGAUAACUUCCCGUAUUAUAGAGAGGCUGGCAGUGGUUGGAAGAAUUCUAUACGACAUAAUCUGUCACUGAACAAGUGUUUCCUUAAAGUGCCUCGAUCUAAGGAUGACCCCGGAAAGGGGUCCUAUUGGGCAAUAGACACCAAUCCGAAAGAAGAUGCACUGCCUACUCGGCCAAAGAAGAGGGCACGAUCUGUAGAACGGGCCUCAACUCCAUAUAGCAUAGAUUCAGAUUCUUUGGGAAUGGAGUGUAUUAUUUCGGGAAGUGCCUCUCCAACUCUGGCAAUCAACACUGUGACUAACAAAGUAACGCUGUACAACACUGAUCAGGAUGGUAGUGAUAGCCCACGCAGUAGCCUUAACAACAGUCUGUCAGACCAGAGUUUGGCAUCUGUUAAUUUGAACAGUGUUGGAAGUGUGCAUAGUUUUACACCGGUGACAAACCAUCCAGAACCAGUGUCUCAAUCAUUAACUCCUCAGCAGCAGCCACAGUACAACCUUCCAGAACGAGACAAGCAACUACUUUUCUCAGAAUAUAAUUUUGAAGAUCUUAGUGCCUCUUUUCGGAGUCUUUAUAAGUCAGUUUUUGAGCAGUCACUUAGUCAACAAGGUUUGAUGAACAUCCCUUCUGAAUCUUCCCAGCAGUCCCACACUUCGUGUUCCUAUCAGCACUCUCCUAGUAGUACAGUGAGCUCUCACCCACACAGCAACCAAAGCAGCCUGUCCAACAGUCAUGGCAGUGGCCUGAACACCACAGGCAGUAAUUCAGUUGCACAAGUCUCGCUGUCCCACCCCCAGAUGCACACACAGCCUUCUCCACAUCCUCCCCUUCGACCACAUGGUUUACCACAGCAUCCACAGCGUCCCCAGCACCCAACACCACACCCACAGCAACACAGCCAGCUCCAGUCCCCACACCCCCAGCACUCCUCUCCACAUCAACACAUGCAGCACCAUCCGAACCAUCAGCAUCAGACGUUGACACAUCAGGCACCCCCACCCCCACAACAGGUAUCCUGUAAUUCUGGUGUUUCAAAUGAUUGGUAUGCAACACUUGAUAUGCUAAAAGAAAGCUGUCGAAUUGCCAGCAGUGUUAAUUGGUCAGACGUAGAUCUUUCACAGUUCCAAGGUCUGAUGGAGAGUAUGAGGCAGGCAGAUCUCAAGAACUGGUCUUUAGAUCAGGUUCAGUUUGCUGAUCUGUGUUCUUCUCUUAAUCAGUUCUUUACACAAACUGGCCUUAUCCACUCACAGAGUAAUGUUCAGCAAAAUGUUUGUCAUGGUGCCAUGCAUCCAACAAAACCUUCCCAACACAUUGGAACAGGAAAUUUGUACAUAGACUCUAGGCAAAAUCUCCCUCCUUCAGUGAUGCCCCCCCCCGGUUAUCCUCAUAUCCCACAGACACUCAGCACUCCAGGAACAACAAUGGCAGGCCACCAUGGAGCCAUGAACCAGCAGCACAUGAUGCCUUCCCAAGCCUUCCAGAUGCGGCGCUCCCUGCCUCCAGAUGACAUCCAGGAUGACUUUGAUUGGGAUUCAAUUGUGUAGGGCUUGUUUCUAUAAGGCACCAGACCCCAUUGUCACCUUUCUGUGCAGUGAAGGGAAAGGUUUAAGAGAAUCCAGUUGAGAAAACAGAGUUGCUAAUCACUUUACCAAUGUUAUCAAAAUUUCUUUUGAAGACAAUCAAAAAGAUUUUAGCUGGAUAACUUACUGCUUUUAUCUGACCCAAACAAGUACUACAUGUUUGUCUCCCUGCCAGCUGCCCUAUGUAGCUCCUAACUGUUGUGUGAUUUGGACGGAUUUUGCAUAUUUGUGUCAGUUUGAUGGUAACCACAAGUGCCAGACUGAUUUUUCAGACAGAGCCUAUUUUGCUGCAAGCAGUUUAUAGAUACAUAUGUGUAAAUAUAUGUACAAAAAUUACUGAAAGGCUUCAAUUUUUUCUAAUUGGAUUAUUAUGCCUUGAAAAGAAAGUUAUUGUCAGUUUUUAUUCCUUGUUAGGCUAUUUUCUGCAGGAUGCUUUUAACUGAUGUACGGAACCAAAAGGAGAUAGAUUUUUUCAAACUCCAUUCCCCUUAUUUAAUCUUUUUCAGAAAUGUGGGUAAUGAGUUCUACCUGGUAAGUCAAAGAACCCAGAGUUUGAUACUCUCCAGAUAAUCCAAAGGGGCAUGUUGUUCUUGAGCAGCAAAAAGAACUGACCAAAUUUGUUUUGAUGCUUGGGGGAUUAUAGAGUAUAUGUUGUACCGUGUCAAUGUCUGUUUUCCUAAAUCUGCAUUAUAACAGUUCUAAAAUUUGAUCAUUUAGAAGCUGGGCAUUGCUUGGCUCUUUAAACAAAUCAGUGCUUCCACAUUCACUUAUUUAUUACUCAGAAGUGUUAUUUUAGUAUUUAUUUUUCUACCUUCUUUGAAUGCUCAACUCCUAUUGGGUUCAUUAAGGAGAAAUGUGGUAUCCGAAAGCACAGAAUUAUUUUUCUUAAUAAGAGUUUACAGACAAGACAAUCAGAGGGAUAUUGUGUCAUUCUCUAUCAUCACUCCUUUUAUCACGUGAGUAUAUUUCCUGGUCUUAGCAUUCCUGCUGAUUGAGACUUAUUAGCUAAAUAGGAUUUUUCUGGAGUUUGAAUCAGAGUCUAUAUGGGCAACAGAACAGCAGGACAGUGUUUAUAAAGCAAGUUUCCCCGCUUGUUCUCUUUAGGUAGCACUGAAAGGAGGAUAGAGCCACACAGAUUUUAUUUGCCUCAGUCUUCAGUGUAGUUAUUAAGUGGCUUGCUGUUUCUGUUGUCUUGUGUGUCUGUGUGUGUGUGACAUUUGGUCACUUUCUUUGAAAUGCAGCCCCAGCUCUUAGGGGUUUUUAUUAGUUGUUUUGUUUUAUAUCAUAUAUCACAGUUACUUUGCAUGGAUUGAUUGUUUUAGUUUUCUAAUAAAAUUAGAAGAAAUUAGUUUUUUUAAAUUUUAUUUUUAAUGAUUAGAUUCUGGAUUGGUUCUUUAGACCAAAAAAAUUUUCUUUCAGUUCUAGUGGGGAAAUGUGUUCCAUACAUCAAGGAGUAGUAACUGCUCACUGAUUGCUUUUGCAUCUCUGCUCUCUAUCAACCAUGCUAAAUCACUUUAAUUAGCCUUGGUGAUUCUCUGAUUGAGUAAUCUCUACUUGAACUAAACAAGCAUUUUUGUUUCUGUGUGUGUGUGUGUGUGUGUGUGUGUGUGCGUGCGUGCAUGUGCAUGUGUGUGUGUACGUGUGAGAGAGUGUGUUAUGUGAAAGAGAGAGAAUAUAUGUUUGUGAACAUAUAGUGUUUUUUUUUUUUCUUUUAAUGGAGUGUUGUCUUGACUGAAUCACUGGGAAGCCAGCCAUGGUAAGGGCUGCUGAGAAAGGAAGAGGUUGGUGAGAAAGGAAAAUCUUUAUGUUUUUCUGUUGUUUGGACCCUGCUUGGCAUGAAAAAGGAAGCUCAGUUCCAGCCUCUUAGAUAAACGAAAAUUGGAGGACUCUGGAAAGGCAGCCAACAAACAGCCCUCUCUUAGAAGGAUCAGAGACAAGAUGAGAUGGCAGCCUGCAGAGUAAAAGCUUAAAAAAAGAGGGGCAGUUUUUCAAUAGUCCACUCAAGUCACUGUUUUCUAAACUUCAAAAUAGCUGUUUUGAAACCGUUUAAAUUGCUUGGGUAGCAAUGUGCACUUUAAACAAUUUGGAUAUUGGAUUGCAGUCUUGUUAUACUGAAUGAUUUAGGUAGAACCACUGAUGAUGAUUUUACAAAUUGUGUGAAGCUAAUUUUCCAUUUGGCAAUCAUUUACUAUUUGCAAUGAUCAAUAUUUUUUAUGAGAAUUUAAUCUUACCAAGAAUGGUCCUGAAGGCAAAGCCUUUACAAAGACCCAUCCCACUCUCCUGUGAGCCAGGUGGCCCGGGCUAGCCUAGGACAGGCUGCCUCUGUGGACCUUGGCCAGACAGGGCUACUUGGUGAGGUGCUGAGAGUCCCUCUAGUGGCCAUUUCAAUUGGUAGUUGUUAAUGCAGAGUAAGUUCUGUUUUGGGCUUAAAUUGAUUGAAGACUUGGGGAAGAGAAUAAUAAAUGCAUGUAAUCAAAUGGAGGCAAGGCACUCUGUCCAGGAGAAUAAUCCGACUGGCAUUUGUGGCAGUUUUUGAAAUGUAAAUGUAUUCAUGUUUGUUCUUGUAAAUACAUGUCUCUCAGAUGUCCUUUGAAGUGGGAGGGAAUCAAUCUGGGGAUAAUUUCAAAUGGAAUAGAGUAUUUUGAUAUUGUUCAUUCAGAGGGUGAUGUGUACAUAUCUAUAUUGUAUAUAUGUGAUGAAAAUGCAUUGGCUUUUCGUGCAAACAACCUGCUCUCUGUACUGCUAUUGGACAGUGUUUUAAUGUUUCUACAGUUUUGCUAUUGCACGAUUUCAUAUUUUGCCUCUAUGAUGAACGGCACCCAUUCUUUGUAACUGUUUAGUGCUGUAAAGAAAUACUCCAAGUGUCAUUAGGAUUGUUGCUGCCAGACCUGAUAUGCAUGAAUGGCACUUAAAAUAAAUAUAUUAUGUUAACUCUA